AUGGAAGCUCCGCCAGUAUUACCUUCACUUGACAAUGAAUUAAGGAAAUACCUACUUUGUCCUGAAAAUUUACCAAUACAUCAAUAUGAAAGAAAUCAAAAAUUCUGGUCGCGGGAUCCCAAUCCCAAAGAACUUUUAUAUUUCGAGGGAUCACCAUUAACAACUACUUUACAAGUCCAAAGGGAUCGCAAUACUGGUCAAGUCAUAGGCUUUAGAGAAAUUUCUUUGCAAUCGGCAGGAGCCACUGCUAAAAAUUCUAUGUCGUUAAAUAGAGCCCCAGCGCCCCCAUCUGAAGCAACUAGAGGCAGUGCUUCUUUUAUGCCUUUUUGGCCUGGAAGCUUUCCUUUGCCAAAAUUUGAGGAUAAAGAAGACACUGUUCCAGAGAGUGAAACUUUACUGACAGUUCCACCAGGUUUUGAUAGAGGUUUAACCUUUGGAAAAGAUGGAGUGACACUUUCUAAUGAAGACGGAAAAAUUGAAAAAGAAAUAAAAAAUGAAUCACCAAAUGUUAUAAAUCUAAUGGAAAUUGUUCAAAAAGAGCAAGAUUUGUUAGGAGUUUUUGAAUCUGAAUAUGUUCUAUCAGCCAAAGAAACAAAAAAUAAUGAAGUCACUUUACCUGAGGAAGAAGAAAUAUUACCUAAAGAUGCUCCAGUGCUAAAUAUAAGCAGUACUGCAUCGAAAAAUCUUGCCAAUACAAGUGAAUGGGCCGUAUUGCUUGAUACUACUAAACCAGUAACAAAUUUUAAAGAAAAAAUUCCCGAAAUGGCUAUGGAAUUUCCUUUUGAAUUAGAUAUUUUUCAAAAACUUGCCAUACUGCAGUUAGAGCAACACAAUCAUGUUUUUGUGGCUGCACACACAUCAGCUGGAAAGACAGUGGUAGCUGAAUAUGCAAUAGCUCUUUCCCAAAGACAUAUGACAAAAACAAUAUACACAUCUCCAAUUAAAGCUCUGUCAAAUCAGAAAUAUAGGGAUUUCAAAGAAAAGUUCCAAGAUGUCGGCCUUAUCACAGGAGAUUUUCAAAUUAACCAAAAAGCAUCUUGCCUUAUCAUGACCACUGAAAUUUUGAGAUCUAUGUUAUAUUGUGGUAGUGAUAUCACCAGGGAUCUAGAAUAUGUUAUUUUUGAUGAAGUACAUUAUAUUAAUGACAGAGAACGAGGUCAUGUGUGGGAACAAGUCUUAAUAAUGCUUCCAGCACAAGUAUGUGUAGUUCUUCUAAGUGCCACUGUUCCAAAUACCAUGGAAUUUGCAGAUUGGUUGGGUAAUACCCACCAAAGAAAAGUUUAUGUUAUUACUACUUAUCAAAGACCUAUUCCCUUGCAACAUUAUUUGUAUACAGGAAAAGGGGGAAGCACUAGAGACAAUAGAUUCAUGAUAUUAAAUGCUGAAACUUGGAUUCAAAAUGGAUAUGCAAAGGCCAAGGAAUCAAUUAAACCGGAUUCCCAGAUGAAUAUGUAUCAAAAAAUGACCCCAGCUCAAGACAAAACGCUUUGGUCGGGACUAGUAAGUCAUUUAAAGAAAAACAAUUUGUUGCCGGUGGUAGCAUUCACUUUUUCCCGACAGAAAUGUGACAACAACGCUACGAAUUUAACGAACUUAGAUUUAACAACGCAGAAAGAGAAGGCGCAUAUUACUUUGUCUUUUAAUAGAUGGAUAAGGUGUCUUAAGGAACCUGAUCAGAAUAUACCUCAAAUUAUGAAGAUGAAGGAUAUUUUAGCUAGAGGAAUAGGUGUGCAUCAUAGUGGCAUUUUACCAAUUAUUAAAGAAAUCGUUGAAAUGCUUUUCCAAGAAGGCUAUAUAAAGCUUCUCUUCGCUACUGAAACAUUUGCUAUGGGUGUUAACAUGCCAGCACGUACUGUAGUUUUUGAUUCCGUAAGAAAACAUGACGGCAAAGAAAUGAGAGAUCUUGAAUCGGCGGAAUACAUACAAAUGGCAGGUCGUGCAGGUAGGCGUGGCUUGGAUAAGGAGGGAACCGUCAUUAUUUUGUGCAAACAAGGCGCUCCCAAUGAAUAUAACCUCAAAAAGAUGAUGUUGGGAAAACCUAGUUCAUUAGUUAGCCAGUUUAGGCUUACUUAUGGAAUGGUAUUAAGUUUGCUUAGGGUAGAAAGUUUGAGUGUUGAGGCUAUGAUGUCCAGAAGUUUUCUAGAAAUCGAUCAUCAAAAGGGUAUGAAUGAUAUAAGAAAAAAAUUGGAAAGUUUAGAAGAAGAAAUGCGAGAUUUAUCUAGACAGCAAAUAAGUACUUAUCUCAUACCAUUGGUUAAAUACUAUGAGACAGCUAGUGCCUAUUUGAACGCAAGAAAAAAUAUAAUGGAUAGUGUAUUGUCUCAUCCCAAAGUCCAAAAAACCUUAACUCCUGGUAGAUUAUUAAUAAUAACCCACAAACACCACAAAAAUAAAUUAGCACUGUUAUUGAACCCUGUUAGAGGAAAACAAGUUACUUAUAAAGUGCUAGUGUUGAAUGACAAUUCAAUAGAAAAAAUGACUGACACAAAGGAUGAUUUGUGGUAUUAUAUGCUGGCAUUGACAGAAGAAAAAUUAUAUAGUCCAAUGGCAGCACCUGGACACGAAAUUUUGAUUAUAACGGGAGAAGAUAUUUUUGAAAUAUCUGGUAAAAGCAUAAAGGUUAAUACAGAAUUGGUUAUAAAAGAUGUUGAGAAACGUCAAAUCGAGAGAUUUAAGUAUGAUCCACCAGGCCAAACUUGCACAGAAGCAGUUCAAGAACUACAUAAACUGACAAUGCUAGUCAAUAAUGAUACAAACAAAUUGGAAUUUUUGCACUACAUCAUAGAUUUAAAAGUAAACGACCAAGAAUUAUACAUAUUUUUGCAAAAAAUGUACGAUCUGAAGGACAAAUUAAUUGAUCAUUUACCAAGUACGAAAAUACCGAAUUUCGAGCAACAAUUUUCUACAGUGUUUACCAGAAAGUUUUUAGAAGAAAAGAAAAAAGAUUUAGAAUUUCAAUUAUCGAAUGCUAGCUUAUGUCUCUAUCCCGAUUAUGAAAACAGAAUAGAACUGCUAAGAAGACUGAAUUAUGUAGAUACUCAAAAUAGAAUUCAACUUAAAGGCUACGUGGCUUGUGAAAUAGGAAUGAAUGAAUUACUUAUUACAGAAUUGAUACUUAGAAAUAUUUUGUCCAAAUUAAGAGCUCCAGAAGUGGCAGCUCUACUAUCAGUUUUAGUUUUUAGAGUGAGAGUCCAAAAUGAAACUUUUGAUGAUGAAGGUUUAACUCCAGAUUUAAAAAAGGCAAUUAAAGAAAUAAAAGAGGUCCAUAAGGAAAUUGAGACAGAGGAGUUACGCUUAGGUAUUCAGACUGAUGAAUAUCAGCAAGAAUUGAAUUUUGGUUUGGUCCAUGUAGUAUACGAAUGGGCUACUAAUCAGCCAUUUGCAGACAUAAUGAAACUAACAGACAUUCAAGAAGGAAUAAUAGUAAGAUGCAUACAGCAAUUAAAUGAAACCAUUAUGGACGUAAAAGAUGCUGCCAGAAUAGUGGGAGACCCAGAGCUAAAAAAUAAAAUGGAGGAAGCAUCUACCGCUAUAAAACGAGACAUAGUUUUUGCUGCCAGUCUCUAUACUCUUGGAGAUACAAUGUAA
Molecule: messenger RNA, 3588 nt
Organism: Psylliodes chrysocephalus
Lineage: Eukaryota; Metazoa; Arthropoda; Insecta; Coleoptera; Chrysomelidae
Source: the annotation of a GenBank genome assembly